AGCCCCGCUCCGCUCGCGCAGUCUUGCUCAGUCUCGCUCGGUUUGACAGCAGCAGCGCCAUGUCACUUAACGCGCUGUUCCCUAAACUCAGUCUUCCGCUGAGAGGACUGCAGCUGCUGCGCUCCCGGACACUCACCGCCUCCAGCCGGCCGUACGGAGCCGUGGCCCAGGCGCGGUCUGUGCUGGAGACCGAGCUGGAGUCGAUCCGCGUUGCGGGAACCUGGAAAGGAGAGCGGGUGAUUACUUCCAAACAGGGAGCUCAUAUCAGCGUGGACGGCAGCAGCGGGGAUAUACUAAACUUCUGUGCCAAUAACUACCUGGGCCUGUCCAGUCAUCCAGAGGUUAUUCAGGCUGGAAUUGAGGCGCUCCAGAAUUACGGAGCCGGUCUGAGUUCGGUCAGGUUCAUCUGUGGGACGCAGGACCUCCACAAGAAACUAGAGCAGAAGCUUGCUCAGUUCCAUGAAAGAGAGGACUGCAUCCUGUAUGCCAGCUGUUUUGAUGCUAAUGCUGGACUUUUUGAGGUUCUGUUGGGUCCUGAAGAUGCAGUGUUAUCUGAUGAAUUGAAUCAUGCAUCAAUCAUCGAUGGAAUUAGACUGUGCCGUGCCAAAAGACUCCGCUACAAGCACAUGGACCUGAAUGAUUUGGAGGAUAAGCUGAAAGAGUCUCAGUCAUCUCGUCUGAGGCUGGUGGUGACAGAUGGUGUAUUCUCUAUGGAUGGGGACGUGGCUCCUCUGGUGGGGAUCUGUGACCUUGCUGAGCAGUAUGGAGCCUUGGUCUUUAUCGAUGAAUGCCAUGCCACAGGUUUCCUGGGGAUUCGAGGCAGAGGUACUGAUGAGCUUCUGGGGGUGAUGGACAGAGUGCACAUAGUGAACUCCACAUUGGGCAAAGCUCUGGGUGGGGCAGCAGGCGGUUACACAGUUGGACCUAAACCUUUAAUCGACCUUCUCAGGCAGCGCUCUCGUCCUUAUCUCUUCUCCAACUCUCUCCCCCCUCCUGUGGUGGGCUCUGCCACUCGUGCUGUGGAACUGCUCCUGGCUUCCAAUGAAAUUGCGCAGAGCAUGGCGGCUAAAACCAUGAGGUUUAGAAACGGUAUGACCCAGGCAGGGUUCACCAUUGCAGGUGCCGCUCACCCCAUCUGCCCUGUGAUGCUGGGAGACGCACGUCUGGCUUCAUUAAUGGCUGACGACAUGCUUAAACUUGGCGUGUAUGUGAUUGGAUUCUCCUACCCCGUGGUUCCGAAAGGAAAAGCCCGUAUCCGAGUCCAGAUCUCGGCUGCACACACCGACUCAGACAUCGACCGUACAGUGGACGCGUUCAUACAGACUGGCAGGAAGCACGGCGUCAUAUCAUAACGUAACACUCAUAGAAACAAGUGCCUUUCAAGGAUCAUAGAUUCAACAUGGAGAAAGAACUGCUUCUAGUAAAUGGACUGUUACAGCAAAGCUUUACACUAAAAAAACAGAUUUUAAAAAUGUUAUUUAGUGCUGCUGAAAUUUAAAUCAAAGUGUUUUGCACUAAUAAAUGCUUUUGUUUAA
Messenger RNA from Astyanax mexicanus (Mexican tetra), 1535 nucleotides. It is a transcript of the gene gcat, whose product is annotated as glycine C-acetyltransferase. Lineage: Eukaryota; Metazoa; Chordata; Actinopteri; Characiformes; Acestrorhamphidae. Gene Ontology annotation, molecular function: glycine C-acetyltransferase activity; pyridoxal phosphate binding. The coding region runs from base 60 to 1352 and encodes 430 amino acids. Gene Ontology annotation, biological process: biosynthetic process; L-threonine catabolic process. The record is from RefSeq and is a predicted model, not a curated record. The transcript is spliced from 9 exons.